AUGGACGCUAUGCAAGUGCCAGUUCAUAGAUACACAGUGAGGGUUUUUACAGGCCGCCUUGAAUAUGCAAGUACUUUUAACAAUGUGUACAUCAAACUGGUGGGCGAGCAGGGACUAAGCAGCACACGAACUUUGCUCAAGGGGGAUGACCGCUUUCCCAGAGGAUCUAAAUCGAGCUUCAGUGUGGCAGUCCAUGGAACUCCGGGGUUAAUGGCAGAUGACCCCCUGGGGGAUCUGAUCCUGGUGGAGCUGGACAAGCAGCCACUGCGGCUGUUCCCUGUGGACUCCUGGUUUGUGGAGAAAGUGGAGGUGACCUCUCCAAUGGGACGAAUUUUUACAUUCCCCAUGUACCACUGGAUCGAUGAUGUUAAAGUGCACUUUUUUCGAGAGGGGAAAGCGGUGAAGGUCUUUGAAGAACUUAACAUUCUCGCUAAAGAAUCAAGAAGAAUGGAGUUGCAAGACCGACAAAGGGAAUACUGUUGGCACACAUACGCUGAGGGCAUACCCCACUGUAUUAAAGCAGACAAACCUGAACACCUGCCGGACGAAGUCAGGUUUGCUUUCACAAAGGCCACCGAAUUCGAGUGGAAUUCUAAACAGGGGCUCUGUGAGAUGAAGCUGUCUCAUUUGGAUAAAAAUGGGAAGCCUUGGACAGAUUUUGAUUCUAUUGAGCGUGUGUUUAGCUGCCAUGCAACUGCUUCUUCAGAGUAUGUACGUGCUCACUGGAAGGAAGAUGCUUUCUUUGGUUACCAGUUUCUGAAUGGUAUCAACCCCAUAUUGAUCCAACGCUGCAGCAGUCUGCCCAGUAACCUCCCACUCACUGAAGAGAUGGUCCGUCUGGAGGGCGGGGCCACGCUGACUGAUGAGAUGCAGAGAGGAAACAUCUUCCUGUGUGACUACAAGAUUUUGGAUGGAGUAAAGCCGAAUGUUGUCAAUUCUAAAGAGCAGUACCUGGCGGCCCCUCUUGUUCUUUUUCACAAUACUCCUGAGAACGAGUUGAAACCCAUUGCCAUUCAGCUCAAACAGACUCCAUCGUCAGACAACCCCAUCUUUUUCCCUUCUGACCCAGAGUACGACUGGAUAUUGGCCAAGACUUAUGUGAGAAGUGCAGAUUUUAAUUAUCAUGAGCUGAACGUGCACCUGCUUCGCACUCACCUGCUGGCCGAGGCCUUCUCCAUGUCUUUGCUGCGAAACGUGCCCCGGGUGCACCCUCUGUACAAGCUUCUUGUCCCUCACACCCGUUACACUCUACAAAUAAAUCUGUUGGCCAGAAACUUACUUAUUUCGGAGCUCGGAGUUCUGACACGUUUCGCUGCCGCUGGUUGGGAGGGCAUGAUGACCAUCCUGCAGAGGUCGCUGGCUGCUGUCACAUACAGAUCCCUCUGUAUCCAUGACAACAUUCAAGAGAGAGGGAUGGAGUCAGUGCCCAACUACUACUACAGGGACGAUGGACUGCAGCUGUGGGACAUCAUACACAGGUUUGUGGCAGGAGUGAUAAACCACUACUAUAAGCUGGACACGGACAUCCAGCAAGACACCGAGCUGCAGGCUUAUAUCCAGGACAUAUUUGAACAUGGCUUCCUGUCUAAAACUGAGUCUGGGAUCCCCCAGAGCUUCAACACUGUGGGCGAGCUUGUGAAGUUUGUCACUAUGGUCAUUUUCACCUCCUCAGCCCAGCACUCUGCUGUCAACUCUGGGCAGAUCAGCUUUGGGAAUUGGAUGCCCAACUUUCCAAGUACUUUACAACUUCCUCCACCGACCGUGAAGGGCAAUGUGACUGAGAACACACUCCUGAUGAUUCUCCCUGACGUCAAUGCCACCGUGAACAUCUUGGCAACCCUCAAGCUGCUCAGCACACAGUCCACAGUCGACUUUGUUGCGAUUGGCCAGUACCCUCAAGAGCUUUUCACAGAGGACUACUGCCGCUUUCUGAUUGAGAAGUUUCAAAAGGAGCUGGCAGAUCUGGAUGCAGUUAUUGACAUGAGGAACGCAAAGCUGAAGUUCCCAUACACAAGCAUGGGGCCCAAAUUCAUGGAAAACAGCGUGUCUCUUUAA
Messenger RNA from Knipowitschia caucasica, 2055 nucleotides. The record is from the annotation of a GenBank genome assembly. Lineage: Eukaryota; Metazoa; Chordata; Actinopteri; Gobiiformes; Gobiidae.